This is a messenger RNA of Anisakis simplex (herring worm), 822 nucleotides long. NCBI's taxonomy places the organism in Eukaryota, Metazoa, Nematoda, Chromadorea, Rhabditida, Anisakidae. The record is from the annotation of a GenBank genome assembly.
GUUGGUUAUGUCGCCGAUGUAACACUUAUAUUACCGUAUCAGAGGAUUGUCUCGCAGUAUGGUCAGCAUAAGAAUAUUCGUAAAGUUGUGAUUGGUGGUGAGCAAGAGAACUCCAUCGGGGAUCGGGUGAUCUUAUUGUUUGGCUCAAAAGGAGCUGGGAAAACGAGUGUUAUCGAUAGUAUGCUCAAUUUUUUGUACGAUGUAAAACGAGAAAAUAAUUUCAGGUUCACUUUACGAGCCGAAAACGGCGCACCUACAGUGAUAUUAACUGAAUAUGUAAUCAACAACAGUAUUUUACCGUUUAGUAUUGCGAUUGUGGAUACACCAGGCGUUAUUGAUGAGAAUGGCUACAAGGGCACAUCAACGAUCAUUAGAGAGUGGUUUGAAGAAGAAUUAUCAACAACAGGCCGUUUUCGACUUGAUGUGAUAAGUUUGGUUUUGAAAAGUGAUGAAGAAGAGUUAGGAUGGCCAUAUAUUCGUGAACUAGCAGAAGUGAAACGAAUGUUUGGAGACGAUCUGAAAACAAACGUACUACCAAUUGUUACUCAUACUGAGGUACUACCGCAACCGCUUGCAGUUCAUGCGUUGGCUUAUGCAAAUGUGACAUUCUUGGAGUAUUAUAAAAUUAAUAACGUUGCAUUCAUUCCAUCAUCAAGCACUAUUAUGAAUAAGGCAAAACUGAAGCGUCUUUUCAUCGAUGGCAACACAUCAUUAAAUCGAUACUUCACGGAUUUGCAAGAUUUGUCAGUGCCAAUGAUUUUGGCCAUGAACUCGUCGGAUACUUCAUCCGAAACAACGGUACCGUCAACAAAAUCUUCAUGA